This is a messenger RNA of Plodia interpunctella (Indianmeal moth), 2301 nucleotides long. RefSeq names its product putative zinc finger protein 56. The record is from RefSeq and is a predicted model, not a curated record. Gene Ontology annotation, molecular function: DNA-binding transcription factor activity, RNA polymerase II-specific; RNA polymerase II cis-regulatory region sequence-specific DNA binding. Bases 169 to 834 code for a protein of 221 amino acids. The transcript has a single exon. NCBI's taxonomy places the organism in Eukaryota, Metazoa, Arthropoda, Insecta, Lepidoptera, Pyralidae. Gene Ontology annotation, biological process: regulation of DNA-templated transcription.
ACAGUCUAUCACUGUCAACUCAAGUCAAUUUGUGUAUGAAAGUGAAUUAAGUGGAAGAGGAAAGAAAUCUAAACAAUACUAUUCUCUAUUUUUAUGAUAAAACAAAACACUCUACCUACCUACUGAUAUAAGGCAAAAAAGAAAUAGUUUGAUAGGUUAACAGCCAAAAUGAGCUCAACCAUAACAGUGAUUCCAGUUGCUGAAGCACCCGUAACUGAAGUUCCCACAACCAAGGAUUUAGUUGAUGCUCCUGAAAAAGAUCCACCUUUCGGAGAGGUUCCCGUGGUAGAUACUCCAGUUGAAGAGAUCGUAGUUAAAUGUGAAGUAAUAGAGAUAUCAGAUGAGGAAGAUCCACCUGCAAAAAAGAAAAGAAAACGUUAUGUGCCCAAAGAGCGACGCCCAUGCGACCACUGUGGCAAAACGUUCCAAACUGGUUACGAAUUAAAGAAGCAUUUACGAACACACACUGGGGAGAGGCCCUAUAUGUGUACUACCUGUGGGAAGACAUACACACAGCUCGGGCAUUUGAGUAUACACCAAUUGUCACAUAAAGGGAUAAAAAACUUUGUAUGCACUACAUGUUGUUCUUCAUUUUAUAGAAAAGCAGAUUUAGAUCGCCAUGAGAAAGUCCACAAUGGUAUCAAGCCAUAUGCAUGUGAAAUAUGUGCUAAGACUUUUACACAAAAGACCAAUCUAGUAAUGCAUGUGAAAAUGCAUAUCGGAGAUAAGAGAUAUGAAUGUCCUGUGUGUAUGAAGAGAUUCAUGACCAGAAGCAAGAUGGUGCUACAUUCCAAGAGACAUGACAAGGAUAAAAAGAAGAAUGAGACAGAAUGAUUUUAUAUUUUGGUUUUAGUUAAAGAGGUUUUUGUUUUAUACUAUUCUAGUUGUACAAUGGAUACCAACUAGUGUGAUAUAAUGUUACUUAAGGGUGUAGCCAGGUUUUAGUAUCAGGGAGGGUUCAAGUAAAUAAAAUAACAUAUUCAUUAGAAUAUUGAGAAAUGGGGGAGUUCUUAUUAGAGCAGUGGACAAUAUAGGCUAAAUAAAAAAGCAAUGUCAUGAUAACAGAAGUUGCUUUUUCAUUUAACCUAUAUUUAUAACACUUGUGUUAUGAUUUUAAAAGAAAUUGUUAAUACAAAUCUUAAUACAAUGGUAAAGAUAUUGUAAUGAAAACUAAGCCAGGUAAAAUUUUGAACUACCCAUACAAAUAAUUUGCAUGGGGACCUAUAUUUGUAUGAAAAGUAAAAAUUCAGAGUUCUUUUCCAGACACAUGUUCUAUAGUGACAGUUGUCUUGUUGAGAAUUCAAACCACAUAUUUUAGUGUAGGAGUACUAUGAAUGAGAUAAGCAGUCUUUAAUUUUAUGAAUGUCUUAAAAUUAUAUCUUUUCUGGGUUUUGAACCCCCAAAACCCUCCCCCUGGAUACGCCUGUCAUGUCACUUAAACAUCACAAUGAAUUGAAUUUGUAUUUAUUUUAGUUGAAUUUAUACAUUGUUAGCUAAACAUAGCUAGCAUGCUGUCAACGAGCAUCAAUGAGCUGGCAAACUUUGCCAAAAGAUGUAGGGUAUAUAGCUACAUCUAUGCAAGCUAAGUUUAGCUUAUGAUGGAUGUUCAACACCAAAAUACAUGUUGAAGGUUCAGCUAUAAAGAGUUAAGAGCUUAAUAAAGCUUACACCAGUUGUCCAAGCCUUAUGUUAUCUUGGCCUCUCUGAGGUAUAUUAUUAUUUUCAAUAGACAAAAACUUACAUACAAAACAAAAAUUACAGCACAUAUAAUUUUUUAUUCAAAUAUAUCAUCAUAUGAUACUAAAGUACGCUUAGGGUCUUUAGGUGGCGGAGCGUUACGAGGUGAUGCAGAUGGGGUCCAAGCGCCGGUGGGCGGCGGUCGGCGUGCUGUGGUCACUCUCCAACCUUCUUCAUUUCCAUCCAAAGCAGUCUGAGCAUGACUGGCAAUUUCACCGGAAUCAAAUGUUAAGAAUACCCUGCAAAAACAAAUUGAAAACAUAAAUGGCAGGCAAGCAUAACAAGUAAGCAGAUUGAAAGUGUAUUGCAAUAAUCAGUAGUGAUGGAUAUUUUGGCAUGUGUAGUGUAUUCUAUUCCAGAACCUUUGUCCAAUUGCCAUGUGUUCUCCUUUAUGUACACAUGUGCAGCCAAUCAUACAUGGUCACAUUCAUAUGUACAAUAGUAUAUAGUAUUACUAUUGCUUUUUGUAUUAAAGUCAAGGGAUUAAGGAUUGGGAUACCAGUGCAGUGUAUCAAACAGGUGAUAGGACAAUUAAUGUAAGUAAUAAAGUCUGUGAGACAUAAA